CGGCCGCAGGAAUAAGUGGAGAAAAAAAAAGGUUGAAGAAAGCGAAUGGGGCGACAAAGAAGACUCUAAACGAGCCAACGAGCAGGCCAGCUGCUAAGUGCUCACAGAUGGACUCCGACAGCCUAACCAAGAUGAUGUCCAGUGAGCCCCCAGGCAACCUGUCCCGCGAUGUCACCCGGGCCCACAAACCCGCCCCGGGUCCAGGCUGUAGCUGGCUGGUGGUGGCAGCAGCCAUGGCAGCAUCCUUGAGUGGCCUCAUGCUGGGCUACGAGAUGGGCCUGACGUCGGGGGUGCUGCUGCAGCUGCGCGGUGUCCUGUCGCUGUCGUGCCGCGAGCAGGAGCUGCUGGUCAGCUCCCGGCUCCUGGGCGCGCUGCUAAUUUGCCUGGCCGGCGGUCCCAUCCUGGACCGCUACGGCCGCCGCUGCUCCCUGCUCCUGAGCGCCGGCCUGGUGAUCGGCGGCACCAUGCUCCUCAUGGCUAAGGCCUCGCUGGCGGCGUUGGCGUUGGGCCGCAUCGUGGUGGGCAUGGGCACCUCGCUUUCGGGUACAGCGGCGUGCCUGUACAUUGCAGAGAUCUCGCCGCGGGAGAGGCGUGGCCUGCUGGUGACGCUGUACGAGCUGAUGCUGGUGGUGGGCGUCAUGCUGGGCUUCAGCUGCAGCUACGCUUUCGCCACGCUACCCGACGGCUGGGUGUACACGUUCGGACUGGUCAUCCCUCCAGCACUGCUCCAGAUGGGCGCCCUCGUGUUCCUCCCGCCCAGUCCGAGGUUCCUGGUGGCGCGGGGUGAGCUGGAGCUGGCCAGGGAGGUUCUGGCGCGUAUGAGGGGUGGCGCGAAAGAACAAGUGGAAGUGGAACUCAGGGAUAUCCAGAUUGGGCUCAAGGAGGAGUCAGAGCACAGCUUUGUGGAGCUCUUCAGCGCCAAGUCCAACCUGCGAUCGCGUCUCCUGACGGGCAUGGUGCUCGUGUUCCUCCAACAGGCCACGGGGCAGCCCAACAUCCUGUCCUACGCUUCGCCCCUGCUGCGCGGCGUCGGCUUCCACAGCGAUGACGCUGCCACCCUGGCAUCCACCGGCUUCGGCGUGGUCAAGGUGGUGGGCACGGUCCCGGCCGUGCUGCUGGUGGAUCGCGUGGGGCCUAAAAGCUUUCUGUGUGUUGGCGCCGUGGCCAUGGGGAUGUCGCUGGCGGCUCUGGGCGCACUGACCCUGCAGAGUCAGACGCAGCUAACCAGCCUGUGUGUCAGCCACCCGGCACCCAACCAUACCAUUGUCACAUGGGAUCACAACAGAACGGAGAAUGAGACCCAAAUGUUUAUCACAAGCGCCCCCGUCUGGUGGACAGACGAUGACAACAGGUUGCUGCGAAGUGGGCCCGUGGACGAUAAGUCUUCCUCGCUCAAGUGGGCGUCACUCAUCAGCUUGCUUGUGUUUGUGGCCGCCUUCUCCAUAGGCCUGGGGCCAAUGGUGUACGUGGUACUGAGCGAGAUCUUCCCCAUGGGCAUUCGCGGGCGAGCCGUGUCGGUGGUGUCGGCCGUCAACUGGGCCACCAACCUACUCAUCUCCAUGACUUUUCUCACCAUGACGGAGAGGAUUGGCGUUCCCAACAUGAUGUUCCUGUACGCCGCAAUGAGCUUUGUACUUCUGGUGUUUGUCAUGCUCCGCGUGCCCAAGACAAGAGGACGCACGCUGGAGGAAAUCUCAAAAGAACUGGCUAAAAAGAAGCAUUUUGAAAUCAGCCUGUGCAAGAAGGUCCAACAUCAGGAGACGAGCAGUGUGUCCAGAGAGAUGCCCCCAAACAUCCUGUGACCACUUGAUGAGACCGAAAAUGCCACUGAAAUAACAUUCAGUUCACUCUAUGCAACAUUAAGCUAUAACGGGUUACAUAACGGUUAUGGUUAAAUUUAUUGUACACAUAUUCAAAAUGUUUGUAACUUUAUGUCCCCUUUAAAACUUUUGGUGAUUAUCUGUUGCUUUAAAAGACUGACUUGUGUUGGCCUCUUGAGUAUUAAAUUUGUU
Molecule: messenger RNA, 2012 nt
Organism: Phycodurus eques (leafy seadragon)
Lineage: Eukaryota; Metazoa; Chordata; Actinopteri; Syngnathiformes; Syngnathidae
Gene: slc2a12
Product: solute carrier family 2 member 12
Exons: 6
Coding region: 108-1802 (564 amino acids)
Biological process (GO): transmembrane transport
Cellular component (GO): membrane
Molecular function (GO): transmembrane transporter activity
Source: RefSeq, a predicted model, not a curated record